Messenger RNA from Ochotona curzoniae (black-lipped pika), 2238 nucleotides. RefSeq names its product family with sequence similarity 71 member E2 (gene GARIN5B). The transcript has 11 exons. The record is from RefSeq and is a predicted model, not a curated record. NCBI's taxonomy places the organism in Eukaryota, Metazoa, Chordata, Mammalia, Lagomorpha, Ochotonidae. The coding region runs from base 1 to 2238 and encodes 745 amino acids. Gene Ontology annotation, cellular component: nucleus.
AUGAAGCGGCUACGGAACGUCCGGCGCGUGGAGCUGCCCCAGGGGUCCCUCAAGUGGGUCCCUGUUCUGGGGGAGCUACAGAAGACGCUCCAGAGGGGCGAGUACCUGCCCCUCCGCCCGCUGCCCAUGUUCGAGAGUAACUUUGUCCAGGUGACAAAUCGUGGGAGUCCUGUGUUUCUGCAUCACAGAACCAACAGGCUGACCAUGGGCGUCGCUGCCUCGCUGCCCGGCCUGGUGCUACCCGACAUCCUGCUGAUCGCCCAGCCUCCCCGAGGCAGGGACUGCGUCAACCUCGUGCUGACCAGGAUGAUACCCCUAGAUCUCGUGCACCUCUACGUUCACGACCUGUCCACUUGGCGCCUGAAGCUGCGGCUGAUCACCGGCCGCUACUACUACCUAGAGCUGGAUGCGCCUGAUUCUGAGGUGGACUUCCUGUUUGACCGCUGGAUCCGCCUCAUCAACCUUCUACGGGAGCCUGUCACCACCUGGGCCCCUAGGACCCUGCACACGCCCCCCCUGGACGUGUCCUUGGGCUCAGCGCCAGCCUCCACCUGGCACCUCCAGCAACAGUGCUACCGGAGACAUGCAGUGGCAGUACCUGGGCCCAUGUUUCCUUACAAGAUGUCGACAUCUCAGAAACAAAAGAAGGCCAAGGCCCUGAAGCGCAGGUUCAAGUCACAGGCUGUAGGCGACUCAGUGCCCCUCAUCUGGUCCCAGCUGGAGCGGGCUGACUUCCAGAAGAAAUCUGCAGAGAAGUGGGCCAGGGUCUGGAGAUCCCUUCAGGAUGCCCACGCAGACAGAUCUCACACCCACACCCAGGUUUCCGAAAAGGCCAGCAUCACCAUCCGUACCAUCUUCAGCAUCAUUUCCAACACGAUGAACCAUUCUCCAUCCUUGCCGAAGGCUGGUGCAGCUGACUCUGAGGGAGCCUCGGAGCAGCAUAGGCUGCUGGACACGCCUUCACGCUGUGUCGUCGGGGCCAGCACCGCCUUCCCCUUCCCGGGCACCUACAAUCACCUGGACAUGCUCCUGUGGCAGCAGGACCUGGAAGACCUCAUGGACCCCGAGUCCAGCACGCUGUCCUCGUCCUCCCUGGGCCCAGCCCCAGGCCUGCCUCCCGGCCCGCCCUCCUCACCCCCAGCUCCAAAGGCCCUGGCUGCACCUCCCCAGUGGGGGAAGCCCCCCGACAGCGAUGACCACCACAAGGACAGGGACCUGCUACCAGCAGGGGUCCCUGGGAGGGAGCUAUUGGCGACGGACCAGCCUGCAGUGCUGGUGGGGGUCCAGCUGACGGAUGUAGUGGAGAUGAGGGCCCAGGCGACCUCGCUGGAACUGCCGUACAGUACCACCAAGAAGGAAUCCCAGGAAGUAUUGAUGACCAAGACUCGGGAAAUUGCCAUAGAAGGCUUGCAGGGUAAGGGCAAGUGCGAGGACAGGGCCCACAAGGUCAAGGAGAAGAGAAUCCUGGAGCUGCCUGGCAUGAGGUCCAAGGAGGUGGGGCAGCAGAGGAGGUGGGUCAAAACCACAGAGCUGGCUGUUGAGGGCCCCCAUCCAGCGGAGCACAGCCGGCCCUUCUCCGUGGAGGGGCUGGCCCUAGCCAAGCUCAUGAUCAUGGCUGGCUCCAAGGACCAGCAUCAGCGGCCCACAGUGGUCACGCUGCCCUCCUGGCUCUCCAUGACCUCCCAGCCAUCUGCCCUGCCCUUCAGCUCCAACCAGAUGUCCCCGUUGGAGGAGACCCCCACGGCACCCAUGCUGGUGCGGGAGCAGCCAGAAUUGCACACCUGGGGGAUGGAAUGUGCCACCCAGCGACGGAUGGACAGCGAGGCAUCCUGGUACCCUGGGAGGCCCUUUAAGGGGCCUCUGCACGACCCUCGGUCCACCCCCAACAGCCCCAAGCUGGUCGCCUCCUCGCAGGUUCCCAUUGCCCUGCCCGCCUCACGGUGGGAGGACUUGUCGGAGCCGCAUGCCCCCACCAGGAUGGGUACCAGCAUGGCCAAGUCGCCCCAGGAGCAGCAGCAGCAGCAGCAGCCCCUGCGGAGGCCUUAUGAUCACUCCAGGGCACCCAGGCCACACCCACUGGCUAGGAUGGCCUCAUCUUCGGAAAUCCUACCCAUGCUCCUGGAGAUUGAGAGAAUGAGGGGCAUGGAGACCACCAAGGCACAAGUCCCCAGGGUGCUGUGCACCCCGACUGCACGCCGAGCGCCGGCAGGGCCGGGGGGCGCGCUGUCCUCCCUGUGA